This is a messenger RNA of Rubroshorea leprosula, 1416 nucleotides long. The record is from the annotation of a GenBank genome assembly. Lineage: Eukaryota; Viridiplantae; Streptophyta; Magnoliopsida; Malvales; Dipterocarpaceae.
AUCAAGAAGCAUUAACGCCAUUGACGGAGAAAAAGCCCUAGCUUCCGCAGGUUAGAAGAUCUCCCUUCCUCCCUCCUCUUGUGCGACUAAAGCCACUAGGGCGCCUUCGUUUUCCAUCUCAUCUUAGACGGUGAGGGAGGGGUAGAGGCGGAUGGCCAUGGGCUGUCAUUUCGUGCUAUAGUGGUUGUUGUGGUUGAUUGUGUCGCAUUGGAGUCUAACAGGAGCGUAAUGAAGAUUUUGGGGAUCUGGUGGUGGUAUUGAGAUGAUAAGUGAAAGACGAGAUUUUUUGAGGUACUUUGCGAAAGGAAGAGGAAUAGAAAGCUUCAAGUAUAAAAAAGGGUAAUUUCUAUUUUGAGAUAAGUUAUUAUACUGAUUGAAUAUGGUUUUGUUAGAUGGGUACUUGAAAAUCAAGUACUUGGUCAAUUUACUCUUCAAAUGGCCAGAACUUAGAUUUGCUUUAGCUUGUUAAGAGAUUUAUGGAUAGCAAACAUAUAUCUCUUGAAUUUCGGAUGCAAGCUUUUUAAAAUUUAUCAGGCAACUUGAAAUUGUAUAGAAUGUAAGAAAGGAAUAAAAAAAUCCCUGAGAAAUUGAAGGUGAUCCAAGAGAAGAACUCAAAGGAGAGCACGAGCAGAGAAAAAAAUUGGAAUCUAGGAGAAAUUAAAUAUAUUUUCUUUUCUGAAUUGAAAAAAUUUGAAAGGCUAGAUUAAAAAAACUUGGGUAUUUCUUUAGUAUUUUGUUGUGACUUGGAAAAUCAUUUUCUAUUUGGCUAGAUGUGCCUUUUGCGAUGAGGUGGAGGAAAAUGCUAUUCACCUUUAAACAUUGUAAAGUGGCUUUUAGAAUUUGAAAAGAAUGUUUCAUGGUAGGGGAUUGAGUUUGUCAUUGCAGGAUGCUGUUAUGAUGCAUUUCAUCAACAUGGGCACAUUUUCACUCACUCCUAAGGAGGUAAAUAAUGGUGUCAGAUUGGUUGAUAAACCCUGUGGAAGAGAAGGAGACGUGCUGUUACAUUGUUAAGGAGUGGGAAGUUACUGUGUUCUCAAUUGUGGAUGAACCAUAAUGUUUUUGUUAAGGUUUUGACUUUUGAGUAACCUGUCUUUAGAUUCAAUGUAAUAAAUAAAUAAAUAGUUUAUUGCCAUCCAAGAAAAAAAAAGUUAUUAAUUUGUCUUGUAUCAUAGAGUAGUACAAGUUGGGAAAGAAAUCUAAGCUACUGUUAAUAAACAUGAGCAGAAGAUUGAAGGGGAAAGAAACGAAGAAGAACAAGAAGGUGGAAAGUAGGGAGUGACAUUGAAAGAAGAGAAAAAUAGCGAGGUGUUGUUUUUUGGGUUUGGGAUUGAUGAAGUCUGAAAAAAUUGUUGAUGUGGUGUUUUCCCAUUGGGUUGGGAUACCACGUUGCUGUAUCCCGGGGAUACAGCAGACUUU